AUGUUCUCUCCCUGGGGAGAAGACGAGACGGUCGUAGAUGUGAGAGCCUUGAGGCACCACUUCGAAGGAGAAGGCGCUAUCAGGUCAGUCAAGCAGGACAAGCCCAAGAGAAAGAAGAAACAAGAGCUGGUCAGACGCAACACCAGCCCUGAUCUCCGACCCACCAAGGGCAGGAAAGAGAGGAUAGUCAUGGAGCAGGAUACAGGGCUCUCAUGGCAAUCGAUACAGGAUGCUGCUGAGCGAGCGCAGUCGGGCGAUCAACAAGCGCGAAAGGCGGAGGAGGAGAAGGCCAGCCCAAGCAUGCACGGAUCGGUCAGGGAGCAGGGGAGUUUCCUCAGCGUGCAGGAAGGAGACGUUGCAGACGAGGUGGACAACAGCCGGAGCAGCGAGACCCACGUCCUCAAGAACUUCACGCUCAACAUCGCAACUCGUGAGCCGCACAACCACGAAGACAUCCCGGUCGUGCAGCCAUGGCGGCGUAUGGGAGCUAAAGGAACCCCAGGAGUUCUUCGCAAGGGAAUACUGCAGAGGAAGAGAAUGGAAGAAGACAGGAUGAUGAAAGAACAGCGCAUUGCUGACAUCUCGCAGAAAUCUGCGUUGAUGUUGUCUUUGAUCUCCAGGAAGAGGAAUAUUGUACGAGAGAUCCCGGAAGCGAUUGUGGGAGAAAACUUCAAAUCGAUGGCAAGAAGUGGCUUCAUAUAUGACAAGAACAAAGAGGAGGAUAAAGACAAGGAGGAAAGGGACCGGGAGAUGAUGAAAGCUUUGAACAAGCAGAGGUCAAUUGAAGAAGCAAAGUUUCAAGAUCAGAGGAGUAGAGAUGCUCCUUCGUACACAGAGGCCGAGAAGGAAAAGGCCAGGGAAGAGAAAGUUCUCAGAGCUAUGGUAGUUGAAGGAGUUGAGGAGAUUGAUUGUGAUGCAGAUCCAAACCAUUCCCAUCUCAAGCAUCACAAGACGUUGUCACGAUUCUUUGAUCGAUCUUCUCUCACGCGCCAUGGCAGGUCAUGGGACGCCGACAGGUUUGACAUCAGCGGUUACAUCCAGUCGAUUUCCCUCGAGGCCGCGGGCGAGGAGGACGUCCCCCCCCCGGCUCUAAAGCAUGCGGCGACUACUCGGAGUAAUCGCAGACGUCAAGUCAAAGAGGCUGCUGACUUGUUCCAGGUGAAGGCAGGGGCGAGACAGGACCUCGAGAGCGCCAGCCUGCGAGCAAAGAUGAGGAAGAAGGAGCAACUCAAGGGGUCUGAGCAGGAGGAGGAGGAGGAGGAGGAGGAGAAGCCUCCGCCUCGUCAGGAGAGACUUCUAGUGCGACGUCUCAGCAGAACAUGGGAGCCUCCUGUUGUGCGCAUCGUUGAUCUCUCGGGGGAACAGGAAGCAAACAGUCCGCUAGCCUCCCUGCUAUCGCCCAGCUGGAGGAAAAGAGAGACCUUGGAGGAGGAGGAGGAUGAGGAGGAUGAACAAGUCUUUCCCCUCCCUUCCUCUAGCCACCAGUCGCACUCUGACAGCAAACUCGCCAUGCGGCGGUUCAGCAGGCAGGUUGACCUUGGGAGUGAACUUGAGCAGUUCCGGCCGUUAGGAGUGAGGAGGGGAAUGGCAAGCUUGUACUGCUGGGACUCGGUGCACAAGGAGGGGGUCAGUGCGCUGAGGGUGCAUGGGGAAGGAGGAGAAGGGAAGUUGAUCUCCGGCUCCUAUGACUGCCGGUUCUGCGUGAUCGACUUGGAGGAGGGGGUGUGCGAGGAGACGUACAAGAGCAGUGACAGUCCCAUUCACUCGCUGCAUGUUGAUGACCAUGUCGUCUACGUCGGCAACGAGCGAGGGAGCAUCUUGCUUCAAGAUCUGAGGAUGAAGCAAGAGUCCAGGAGGCAACUGGCUGGUCAUCGAGGAGCAGUGUACUGUCUUGACAAGCACCAAGACUUCCUGUACUCGGGAGGACACGACUGUGCUCUCCGAAUGCACGACCUGCGGAUGAACAAGUGUAUCCGCAAGUUCAGAUUCCACAACUUGCCCGUCGACGAUCACGCUGUGAUCUCAGCGUCAUGGGACGGGUACAUCUCCUACUUCAAGGAGGAGGGGGAGCACAAACGGCUCAUGGACGUCAGACGGCCCGCCAGCCCCGUGGUAGACCUUGAUGGGGUGCUGAGCCUGGCGUAUCGAGACGGCUUGCUGUACAGCGGGAGUCACGACCAAACCAUUCGCAUCUGGGAUGCACGGUCAUUCGACGAGAGCACGAGGCUCGAGAAGCUGCCGAGUCACCUCCAGCAGCUCUUGCCCAGCAGCCAGCUGGAGCGAGUGCCCUCCCUUGAGGAAGGGCACGAGUGGAAGAUGGGGGGGUUAGGCUCGAGCUUCAUCCACCCGGGUAUCGGCCUCCGGCUCGGUGACGACAUGCACCCUCCUGCUGUGGCAGAGAUCUUCCCGGGGUCCGCGUGUGAGUUCUCCGGGAUCAAGAUAGGGGAUGUGAUCACGGGAGUAAAUGGGGUGAGCAUAGAGACAGCAAAGGACUUGAGCAGGCAGAUCGCAGAAGCUCCUGAGCACGACGCUGUGGAUUUCUCCUUCCUACGGCAUGGAAGCGACGAGAAUCUGCAGGAGAUGAACGCGCGGAUAGUCCCGACCAUCGAGGAGAAGGAUGAGACAUCAGAGCAAACCAGUUUCACUGAUGCAAGGCAGCUCAUGUAUGCUCUAGUAGAUAUCCUAGAGGGGAAGGAGAACGUGUGGGAUCAGGUCAAUGACGUUCACAAGAUCAUCUUUGACCACACUGAGAUGUUCGACAAGAUCAUGAUCAAGUAUAGCGACGUGGAGUGCACCUACCUGAGGCUAAGAGAUCUUUGGCUCCUCCUCCACCGCUGCAAGCUCGUCAAACCGCACAGAUCACUCGCAGACAUGGACCGGACCAUGUGGCUCCCUCGCAUCCGGCAGCUCUAUCCCCUCCCCCGCGUCCAUCGACUUAAGAGCAAGUUGACGGCCAACGACCUGCUGCAAGGCCUCGUCCGCCUCGCCAACGUCAAGUACUCGAAGCAGCGAGACUUGGCCGCCAGGCUCCGCCGGCUGAUCGAAAAGCGCAUCCAACCACACGCUCUGGCGGAGGUGACGUCCUUGUACGAGGGGACAGGUCUUGGCCAGCUGGAGCAGGGGAUGCCGCCGCACCAGGAGCGGAUGGUCAUGCGGUCGUUUGGGAGGUUCUGCAAGGACCCGACGAGGGGCCUGCAGGUCCAAGAGUUUGCCGAGGCUGUCAAGGUUGAGCAGAGCACUGCUGUGGUGGUGGUGGUGACCGACGGUUCGGUGCAGGUGCUCAACGUCAAGGGGCCCGUCCCUUCAGGCACCCUCUACUUGUACCUCCUCUUGAUGACUCUGUGUGCAGACCUUGCGUCCAAGGUCUUCCGCAAGUGCAAGUGUUUCUUCUUGUGCCGACAACUAGAGGAGCUGGAGGAAACAGCCGGGAAGACAGCCAUUGACACUGAUGCCGAGUUGGUGCCCGAUGAGUUCUGGAUAGGGUUGGCCCUCAUAUCAGUAGACCAGGUUAACAGGGUAUCCUUGCAAGACGCGAUGAUCAACGUGGUGGACAAGUACAUGUCAGAUGUAACCUGA
Messenger RNA from Guillardia theta CCMP2712, 3576 nucleotides. RefSeq lists its product as hypothetical. The record is from RefSeq and is a predicted model, not a curated record. Lineage: Eukaryota; Cryptophyceae; Pyrenomonadales; Geminigeraceae. Gene Ontology annotation, molecular function: protein binding. The coding region runs from base 1 to 3576 and encodes 1191 amino acids. The transcript is spliced from 24 exons.